AUGAUACGCGUCCCGAUGAAGAGCAACGCUAAGUGGGCGCAUUUGCGACUACAGGAGAAAUUGCUCAGACUCUUCGGACCAUGUGGAGCAUUCAUUCGGUUGUCCUGGGCACUAAUAUGUCCAUGUUUCCUCGUGACUCUGAUGUUCACCCAUGUAAUCAACUACAAACUUCCACUGUUUUUCGGAUGUCAUGUACCUAUUGCAAGUGAAUACUUAGCGUGGACCCUGGUCAAUGCUCCUAUAUCCGCCGUUUUCAUCGGAGCUAUCCUAGCUACAGUGAAAAUCAGAAAAAGUGGCAAGCUAAGUGGUCGCGAAGAAUCAAUGGAGUGUGAGACAGAGCAUCGUCGUGUUGCAAAGCCAAAGAUCGUCUUUUCAUUGACUCCGCCUAUU
Molecule: messenger RNA, 390 nt
Organism: Haemonchus placei
Lineage: Eukaryota; Metazoa; Nematoda; Chromadorea; Rhabditida; Trichostrongylidae
Source: the annotation of a GenBank genome assembly